This is a messenger RNA of Gossypium arboreum, 1060 nucleotides long. RefSeq lists its product as uncharacterized. The transcript is spliced from 4 exons. Bases 156 to 824 code for a protein of 222 amino acids. The record is from RefSeq and is a predicted model, not a curated record. Lineage: Eukaryota; Viridiplantae; Streptophyta; Magnoliopsida; Malvales; Malvaceae.
AUAUUAAAUAAAUAAUGAACAGCUUUUUUUCAUGCACUGCUUGCUAAUUGGCAAUGGCAGUGGUAACUUCCCUUUCAAUUCAAGGCUAAACCCUCUCUCUCUUUCUAACCCAAGAUUGGGUGAUGUUGUGGCUCUAAAAAGAGAGAAAGAUAGAUAUGGGUUCAUGUGUUUCAGUGCAUAAGAGCUCUCAAGAGCCAGCCUCAGCCAUGAAAGUUGGACUUUCUUUUGGGUCUAAAACAGAUAAUAACCUCAUCAUUCCACCAUCACCUGUUAAGGAGAAACCAGUUGCCAAUGGUGACUUUGCUUUCAUAACUCAAUCGCCCUAUACUUUCAAAGAUUUUGGUAGUAAAGAAGAAACCUUUUUCGAUUCCCGAGCAUAUCUCGAUUCCGAUUGUGAGGAUGAUUUCUUCAGUGUCAAUGGGGAUUUUACUCCGUCUCGUGGUAAUACCCCUGUUCAUCAUAGCUUCUCCGUCGGGACAACACCUCGAGUUAGCAAGGUCACUGUGGAAGGAUCACCAAUGUCUGUUCUGGAAACAUCCCCGAUGGGAAAAAAGAAGAAGCUCCUCGAACUGUUCCGAGAGAGCGUUAGAGAAGACCGAAACCUUACUUCAAAAUCUGCAAAUGGUACCCCUUAUCAUGCCUCUGGAGCUACCUCUCUUUGCAGUAGUGAAAGGACUGCUAAUGGAGAUCAUGAUAACCCUAUGUUCAAGGACAAGCCAUUAAAGUCUAUGCAAUGUUGCCUUCCAAGCUUUGUUACAUGCAGUAGCUUCAAUGAGAGGAAGAAGAAGAUGAGCCCUGCAAUAGCUGUAAAUGAUAGGCCUUAAUAUCCGUCAAAUCACUAGCACGUAGGUCGACGAAGCCGGAUUCUCGACUUCUAGAGGCUUGAGAUUAAGUUGGAAGUUUUGUUGGAAGUAGUGAAGUCGUUGGAUAAUGGUGAUACAUAAAUAUGGGGGUUAAAAGGCAUGUAAAGAGGAUCCAAGUAAAUGUUUGAUGUAAAACUCCUAUUAGGAAUUUUACCAACUCAAUCAACAAUAAGUGAAAAUUUUCUUUUCAACAAGAA